Messenger RNA from Suillus fuscotomentosus, 903 nucleotides. RefSeq lists its product as uncharacterized. The record is from RefSeq and is a predicted model, not a curated record. NCBI's taxonomy places the organism in Eukaryota, Fungi, Basidiomycota, Agaricomycetes, Boletales, Suillaceae. Gene Ontology annotation, molecular function: DNA-binding transcription factor activity, RNA polymerase II-specific; RNA polymerase II cis-regulatory region sequence-specific DNA binding. Gene Ontology annotation, biological process: regulation of transcription by RNA polymerase II. The coding region runs from base 1 to 903 and encodes 300 amino acids. Gene Ontology annotation, cellular component: nucleus. The transcript is spliced from 5 exons.
AUGUCGCAACAGCCACCACCGACAGUGAUGCCACAAAACAUGCUUCCUCCUGGGGAAGCAGAGCUCGCUCAAGCCAACUCCUACUAUCCGCAAGAACCUGCAGACCUAACGGGGGGGCUUCCCAUCAACCUUGACUCUCUGCGUGAUGGUCCACCAGGAAGCAAACCAUUUUACCCAUAUUCUACGCUUAUACGGUAUGCUAUAAAGGGUUCUCCGAAUCAAAAACUACUCCUCGAAGACAUCUACUACGCCAUUGAAUCCCGCUUUCCUUACUUUAGGAAUGCCCCUUCUGGUUGGAAGAACUCAGUGCGACACAAUCUUUCACUUAACCCAUGCUUCGAGAAAGUACCGCGUCCCCUUACCGACCGAGGGAAAGGCUCGUACUGGACAGUCAAUGAUAACGUUGACCCGAGAACGGGUGUCCAUCGGGUGAGGAAGAAGAAGCCGAAGGGCGUAAAGGGUCGACAGUCGGAGGAAGAUCAGGAUGUGGAUUAUCAUCCUGAAGCAUUCAACGACCCUAAUGCACAAUUCGUGCAGCCGCCGCCUAUGCAUCCUGAUGAAGCAGGUCCCAGCCGACAAGCACCGUAUCCGCCGUAUCCCCCCACAUUUGAUCCCAACUUCCAGAUGAUGCCUCCUCCACCUCCCGGCCUUCGUUUCCCUCCUGUGCCCAUAGAUGAUUUGCAGGUAGACGAGAAUGGGAACAUCUUGUGGCGUCUGUCCUUGAUGAAGGAGCUUGCGCACUUGCAGCAAAUUUCAUCGGAGAAGGACAUGGGCGAAGAUUGGUAUCGCGUGAUGCUAUUGCGCAUGCGUGGGGCUGUCAUGGCCCCACCACCUGCAUAUCAUGAUGGUAUGCACCCUCCACCUGGUAUGCCUCCUCCACCUCCGCCCAAUCCGGAGUUAUAG